UGCCAUGUCUCAGCUAAAGAUCGUCUGCUUCGUUCUACUGUCGGUUGCGGUUUUGAUUGAACCGUUGUUGGCGGCACCUAUUUUUUGGUUUCUUCCGUGGAGCUUCACCAGCACUACCACCGGCAGCAGCUCGACCGCCACGUCAGCUUCAUCGAAUGGGGCUUCGAAUUCCUCCAACGUUUCCGUCGCGAUUGGAAACCGCGUUAACACCUCAGCCGGCCUGGACGACUAUGGUACGAACAUAACGAACGUGCAAAUAAACGUGAACCGAAUGCGAAGGGCCAUCACGGAAGUCGACCUAACCGGGCUUAGUCCGGGGCUGAUGGUCCGGGCCCUCGGAGACCUCCCGGCGAAUGGAUCCUUCAUUUCUGUCGGCGAACACACGAUCCACCUACCGGCAAACGUGUCCAAUCUCACCGUCAACACGUACCUCAUCAAUGGAGUUCCUGAGGAGGUGCAAGUGACUACGUCCCCGGGUUCUAGCAGCGAAACUUCGGGUCCGCUGCAGAAUGCCAUUGGCAUAUUUAAGAAGUUCGUAGCGACCCUCUUUGGGACGAAAAACUAAGCUUAGGUGCAUGAAUCUGCAAAAGUGCAUGAAUCCGUUGCAAUUGAAAGUAGACUAACUUAAACGUUUUUAGUUUUUGAAUAAAAUAGGACGCUAGUCUUUAGAGUGAAAACAAAAACCAAUCACCCAACAAUCCGUGCACCAAUCGUGUAACCAACGAUCGUGCACAGCAUUGUGGUUUUUCGAUAAGAAAAAAAAUGCUAAAAAUGCGGCAGCAACACACAGCGGGGCGAUAAAGUGUGUCACUGUUUGAC
Messenger RNA from Anopheles nili, 819 nucleotides. RefSeq lists its product as uncharacterized. NCBI's taxonomy places the organism in Eukaryota, Metazoa, Arthropoda, Insecta, Diptera, Culicidae. The record is from RefSeq and is a predicted model, not a curated record. The transcript has 2 exons. The coding region runs from base 5 to 565 and encodes 186 amino acids.